This is a messenger RNA of Chenopodium quinoa (quinoa), 1323 nucleotides long. RefSeq names its product lipid phosphate phosphatase epsilon 2, chloroplastic-like. Gene Ontology annotation, biological process: lipid biosynthetic process; protein N-linked glycosylation. The transcript has 5 exons. Gene Ontology annotation, cellular component: endoplasmic reticulum membrane; intracellular membrane-bounded organelle. The record is from RefSeq and is a predicted model, not a curated record. NCBI's taxonomy places the organism in Eukaryota, Viridiplantae, Streptophyta, Magnoliopsida, Caryophyllales, Amaranthaceae. Gene Ontology annotation, molecular function: dolichyldiphosphatase activity. Bases 1 to 729 code for a protein of 242 amino acids.
AUGUCAACUCUACAAAGAAAGAAAGAAAAAAGGAGAAUAAUGGGUGAAAAGUUCAUAGAAAUUCCUACUUUAAAGUUAGAGCAUGUUGAAAAAAACAUCAAUGUUCUUGAGCAUGAGGUUUCACUUGAUGGCUCUUCCAAAUUUCACUCUUUUCUUUUCUCUCCUGAAUUUGAAUCCACUCUCAAUCGAUUGAGUAAAUGGGCGAUUACUGUAAUAUUUGCCGCUGUAUUCAUUUGGAGACGUGAUGCUGAAGCCGCUUGGGUUACCAUAGGCUCUGUUGUCAACUCUUUGCUGUGUAUUGCUUUGAAAAGAAUCUUGAAUCAAGACCGUCCGAUUGGCAACACCAAAUCGGACCCUGGCAUGCCGUCGUGCCAUGGCCAAUACAUCUUUUAUGCUGUCAUCUAUUUCAUUCUCUCAAUGUUUCAGUGGCUAGGGGUGAACGAAAUAACGGUGAUCGUUGCAGUUGUUAUCCUAGCGAUUGGCUCAUAUCUGUCGUGGCUACGAGUCUUACAAAGAUUUCACACGAUGAACCAGGUGUUAGUAGGUGCUGCCUUCGGUUCCUGCUUUUCGCUAGCAUGGUUAUGGGCCUGGAAUGCUAUUGUUUCGGAAGCAUUCAAUUCCAAUUUGUGGGUUCAAGUUUCCAUCUUGGUGGCAUUUGCUAUGUGUUGCUUGGCAUUCCAAUUAUACGUUAUACUAAAGUCAGUUAAGUGGUUUAGAAAAGAUCCAUGAUUGUAUAAACAACUUGAAAAUAACUGACAUUCAUGUAAUUUUACAGCAUGGGAAUUUCUUUAUUUUAGCAGGUAGGAAUUGAAAAGUUAGUGUCCAUUCGACAAAUAUAAUAAUACAAGUUGUUGUCAAUAUAAUAAUACAACUUGAAAUUAAUUAAUGCUCUCUCCGUGUCUAUUCUAUGGUUACAAGCAAUCUGAUGACAUUCUUGAAGUAGAAGUUCACACCUUUAUGAUGCUCCAAAAAUCCUAACCAUGUACUUCGUAGUAUAAAUAAGUAUGUAGACGGGAUUUGGUCAUAAAUUUAGGCUUCACCGUAAUGAAAAAGUUGAUUUGGGGUUUAACGUUUUAAACAAUGAGAAAAAAAAAAAAAAAAAAAAAAAAAAAAAAAAAAAAAACUUAUUUUGAAUCUCAUAAUAGGAACUUUUAGAAAUUAGUCUAUUGACAUUUUGCUAUUAAACUAUUACUACAUACUCCAUACAAACAGUUGGCAAUUAUUUACUAAACACUUUUACACAAUCAGCUUAUCAAAAUAAAUAACAUCAUCGGUUAGUCAAACUAGCUAACAUAAUCAACUAACACUAUUAGAUCAGCUAUU